CACUCUUUCCCUCACUCUCUGUUUUGCUGGGGUACACUACUCCCAUUCUUGAGGGUCAGUUACUCUUUAGAUCUCCCCCUCACAGCACACUCCCUUAUUCUCUCUGUCUCUUCCUUCCUGUGCAGCUCCCCUGUUUCCUGCUGUUUUUUUUUUUAUCCCUUCUUCAGAGCCAUCUCACUCCUACUCCCAACCGGGAACACCAAACCAGCUCUUCAAGUCUUGCCUACAGGAAAUGGCCUCCAAACAGCGAAUGGGCUACAAGUGUCGCGUAGCAGGAGUACUUCUUCUCCUCUUAGCCAGUAUUGCUGCCCUUAUUGCUGUUGCUGUCAUCCAGGAUGCCUGGAGCUCUAAAGAGUACAGUUUAGAGUACGGCAUAGUGAUAGACUCAGGUUCAUCUCGUUCCAAUGUGUACCUGUAUCAAUGGCCGGGGGAGAAGGAGAAUGAAACAGGAGUGGUUGCUGAGAUAAUGAACUGUAGAGUUGCUGGUGAUGGUAUCUCAGGGAUGAAAAUUGACCUGCAGAUAGAUGAAAAAAUGUGGGAAGGAUUCCAAGUAUGCAUCAACAACAUCUCUAAAGCCAUUCCUGCUGAAAAACACAAAACUACACCUCUCUUUCUGGGAGCUACUGCUGGAAUGAGACUGCUUAGAGAGGAGAAUGAACAGCGGUCCAAUGAAAUCAUGGCAAGUCUCACAGAAUAUCUGAGUUCUUUGCCUUUCGCCUUCCAAAACGCUUCUAUCAUUAGUGGUCAAGAAGAAGGGCUGUAUGGGUGGGUCACUGUCAACUACCUCAUGGGGAACUUCCUAGAGAAAAACCUGUGGAACACAUUUAUACGUCCAGAAAAAGCAAAGACUGCAGGGUCCAUGGACCUUGGUGGAGCAUCAACACAGAUCGCCUUUGCAGUCCAGGAUGAUCUCAUGGGGCCUGACUACAUGCAUGUCAAACUGUACGGUUAUCCUUACAAUGUGUACACACACAGUUUCCUCUGCUAUGGCAAAAAUGAGGUUGAGAAGAUGGUUCUGGACAAAGUAAUCCAGGAAUCCUCUGACCCAGCCUACAUUAUUAACCCCUGCUACCCCGAAGGCUUCAACACUACCAUAAAGGCUUCAUCAAUUUACGACACAAAGUGCACAAAGAAACCAAAAAGCUACAACCCAGAUCAAGAAUUCUUCAUGGUGGGAGCUGCCGACUCAGACAAGUGCAGGAGCAUAGUGAGAUCGAUAUUCGACUUUAAGACUUGUUCCUCAUCUCAGUGUUCCUUCAAUGGUGUCGAACAGCCACCUGUCACUGGAGAUUUUAUGGCAUAUGCAGGAUUCUUCUACAUUUCUAGAGCAUUGCUGGUAAACAGUACAUCAGAUCUUGAUCAGUUCAACUCAUCAGUGAGAAAAUUCUGCCACACACAUUGGAAAGUGCUAAGAGAAGAAAAGCAUUGGAUCUCCAGCAGAUACUUGAAAACUUACUGUUAUGGAGCUCAUUAUGUCCUCACUUUGCUGGCAGAGGGAUACAAGUUUGACACAGACACCUGGAAAAACAUUAACUUCACAAAAGAGGUAAAGUCAACAAGUGUAGGGUGGAGUUUGGGCUACAUGCUGACUAUGUCCAACAUGAUCCCCUCUGAAAUGAAAGAAAUCCGUCCCAUGGGAGACCCCAUCUUUGCCGGUCUUAUCUUUCUAUUUUCAGCACUAAUCAUAAUAACUACUGUCUUCAUUUUCAUCGUCAUUAUUCGCACCUGCUUUUGAGAGUCCAGGAUACAAAGUUAGUGAUCUGCCUUUGAUAACGACGGGGGCUACUGUAAUUCUGUAAGUAGCUCUACAGUAGCAUGAAGACACAUACACUUAAAGUUACUAAUGAAUAUGUUUUUUUAUUAUUAUCAUUAUUCAGUCUGAGCCAUUUCAAUUUUUACAGUUUAUAAAAUCCUUAAAAUAAGAACCACUCAGUGUGUGUAUUGUGCGAGUGUCUCUAAGUCUUUGAACUCCACAUGAGAAACUGGUUGUACAGAGACACUUACUGAAACACUUCUUAAAACAAUUUGUGUACCUCAGGGAAACUCGCAUAGGUCUAGAUUUAAAUAAUGGCAUCUACCUAUGUUUACUGGUUCAGUCUGCAUUACAAUAAAAUAUUAUUCUUUUAUGGGCAAAAAAAGCGACACAGUGGUUUACAUGCACCUGAGAUUCUAUACAGUAUGUACAUUCACACUUACAAACAAACACAGACGCUAAGACAAAAGCCUGAGCUGUCAACAUAGGAUCAUGGUAGUUUGUGAAAUAGACAUGAAAUAUAAUCUAUAAGAUCGGUGUUCACUGACAUUUUUUUUUUUUUUUUUUUUUGACUCUCUGCCUGACUAUUUUUUGUGUUUGGACAAACUUCUUUCUUUACUGAAUGAAAAACUACAUCUAUAAAUCACAGGGAGGUGGUCCGGGUGUCUGUACAAAGUCCACCAGAAUCCAUGGUUCAGUCCAUGUGGUGAGGCUUCAGGCAAUAAAAAUCAAUUAGGUCCAGGUAAGGAAAAGAUAUUUUCAGUCUGUGAAGCAGUCACAAAAUGGAAUCUAUAGGAUUCACUUUUGCUAAAAAGACUUUGACUUUGAAAAAAUGGACAAUGUGUGCCCAUGUACACAAAGGCUAUAGAUGAAAUUUCAUCACUAUUUUAUAAAUUGCUGUGAUACAGUGUUGGAGCUAUUAGAGAGCACAGAUUUUUUUUUUCUACACUACAAUCCCGAUUUCAAGAAACUGUAAAAUGUAAAUAAAGAUGGAAUGCGACAAUUAAGGGUUUAUGAAGGGUUAUCCUUUAUACAACCAUGAGCCUUUGCACCCAAUCAUGAUCACCUGGUAGCAAUGAGCCUGUUUACCUGUGAAAUGUUCCAAACAGGUGUUUUUUUAAAGCAGUGCACAACUUUCCCAGUCUUUCAUUGUUCCUGUACUUGUAAGAAAAAAUAAGUUGCCAACAUCAAAUUCAGAAUAAGCAUAUAUUUAUAAAAAUCAGUGACAUAUUAAUUAUUUUGUCUUCCAUUGUUUUCAAAUAACUGUAGCUUAAAGGUUUGCAAAAAUAUCAUUUAUGCCUUACACAGCAUCCCAGCUUCUUUAAAUUGGGGUUGUAAUUGCACUGAAUGGAUCUGCUUUACAUACAAAUUGAGAGCACUUUGCCAGUUUUAUUGUAGUAUUUUGAUGUGAUUUUCUUAAACCAGAAGUAGACAUCAAUACUCCACAUUUAAUAUAAACCUCCCUUAUAAAUAAUGUGUUGGAUAUGCAUUGCCAUAUGCCAUUGUUUCAUUAUGAUUUUGCAAACCAAAUACAUGUUACAUGAAGGCAUUUUUACAGCCCAUUUGCAUCAAAUUUAGAAACUGACCCUGUGUUUUCAAUCCCUUGCAAGGUUUGCAUUCUGUCCUCAAAGAACACAGUAUAUAAAUAUAGAGUUGAGGAUAAGUUCUGUCAACACAUUAGCAGUUGUCAGUCCAAUCUAUACUUAGUGUUGUUUAUAUAUUAUGACAGAUGUCUGAUUGUGUCAAUAUGUGGCCUUUGAUGAGAAAUUUAUUUCCCUCAGCAGAUACUAGUUUGCAGAUUUAAACCACACAUCACAUCACGUUCUUUAGAUGUUUUUCCCCCUUGGGCUGAAAGGGAACAAUGAAUGUGACUGACUGAAGUGUUUGUAGAACGCUCCUGUUGCAUUCAAAACAUUUAAGGUGACCAACAGAUUAGACUAAAUUUUUUGCUAUUAAUGCACUGCUCUUUUUUAUAGUAUUAUAAAAUCAGUGAGUUAAGAUAAAGGCAUUACAGAACAUUCAACUCUAUGUUGAAAGAAAGUGAUUUCUUCACUUUUCAGACAGAAAACAACAUGACUUAAAAUGUGUGUGAGCGUGUUUUCAGGUUCUGUAUACAUGGUCUUAGUUGUCUUGUUGUCAUUGCACUGGAGAGAAUGAUGCAUGGUUAUCAUGUGAUGCACUGACUGUAUUGGUCCCAUUUUCAUAAUAAUUCUUUUGCUAUUCAGUACAUAAUAAACUUAUCUGCUAUCUGUA
Molecule: messenger RNA, 4006 nt
Organism: Scatophagus argus
Lineage: Eukaryota; Metazoa; Chordata; Actinopteri; Scatophagidae
Gene: entpd3
Product: ectonucleoside triphosphate diphosphohydrolase 3
Exons: 10
Coding region: 233-1735 (500 amino acids)
Biological process (GO): nucleoside diphosphate catabolic process
Cellular component (GO): plasma membrane
Molecular function (GO): UDP phosphatase activity; GDP phosphatase activity
Source: RefSeq, a predicted model, not a curated record